Molecule: messenger RNA, 5414 nt
Organism: Xiphias gladius (swordfish)
Lineage: Eukaryota; Metazoa; Chordata; Actinopteri; Istiophoriformes; Xiphiidae
Product: rap1 GTPase-activating protein 1-like
Exons: 25
Coding region: 1411-3606 (731 amino acids)
Biological process (GO): activation of GTPase activity; regulation of small GTPase mediated signal transduction
Cellular component (GO): cytoplasm
Molecular function (GO): GTPase activator activity
Source: RefSeq, a predicted model, not a curated record
ACUACGGUACUGUACUGUCAUAUUGAUAAUGUUGCAUAUUUCCGAGAGAAGAAAACACAAACACAAAAAAAAUUUCAUCAUUUUUAGAGUUUAAUGCACAGUUCCUCCUCAUCACAAACCCAUUAAAAAAACAACACAUGUAUUCCAAGACAAGACAAUUCUGAGAUGCUACUAACACAGUGACUAUCCAGAUAGGUUUAGUAACAUACUUAAAUCAACAGCCUCAGUAUUAUAACACACCCACAAACAUACAUUAACCGUUUAUACAGUACGGCCCAGUGCUCCUGGACAGUGUUUCCUCACUAUAGUGGGGUGUGGCUCCUAAUGCAGACAUGGUAUUCAAUCCAUAAACACCAGCAGAUGAAUUACAACCUGCUCUUCCCAGGUGCUGCACUAGUCAAGGGAAAUUGCUAUAGCUCUCCAUGAAUGUGGGAUGCAAAGGAAAUCCUAAACAACUCUAAAUUAGCUGGAACCAAAAUGCUGAACCAAGAACCAGACCCACUGUGCAUCAAAGAAAAAUUACAAAAGAAGCCUCUUCUUCCCAAAAGACACUCUUUAUUCUCAUAGAGCUGGAAAAAGUUUUAAUGAGCUCUGUGAGGAUGCACCGAGUUGCAGCCGACAAGUCUGGAGGAGAGUGGAGUUCUUGCACAUUUAAUUCGCCUCUUGUCAUAAUGACGAUCCUAUUAGCUCUCAUAAUGAAAGGUCUCAGCUCUAACACCUGCACUCCAUGCAGGCCUGGCUCCCUAUGGAUUCCACACCUCCUCCACUCUGGUCAUUUCUGCAAAAUGUAUCUCUGCUGAGAUGAGAUGUCUCGAUUUUCCUCCAAAGGUUGCCGCUUUUAAGACUUUUGUCUCCUUGCUCUGUCUGUCUCCUUAUUUUACACAUCAUUUUUGUUCACAGCUGUGAUCACCUAAUUUUCGAAUGUCAUUUGUAGUCCUCCUAUAUUUAGGACUGCCAAUACAGCUCCUAUGUGAACAGGAAGUUGUUGAAGGACUUAAGGACUCAACCUCUGGCUACCUGCCAGCAUAAGUCAAGAUAGGGUAUGUGAUCAAGAUAGAUGUGGAUGAUAUACAGUAUGGUUUGGAUUUCCUCCCGCAAUAUUUUUAAGAGAGAGAGUAACAAAGAAGUAUCAGCAGAAGACCCCAGCUUCAUCCAGAGGAUUACUGCAAUUUGAGACGAACACUUGCUGAUAAUCUUGUUUGUUUAGAGCCUGUGGAUAUUGUCUCCAACUUUGUUUUAUCCAGCACUUUGACAGUCAUGGUAGCAGUUAGCAAGGAUUGCAGCUUUACCUAGAGUGUCACAGUGGGACACAGUCAACUGUCUACCAUUUGAUAAAGGUACACCAGUCAGAGAGAGACAAGUCGACACAUCUUUUGAUGCAGCGGGAUGCCAGUUUAUGGAUAGUUAAAAAUGGCGAGAAAUCAUGACAACUACUUCUAUGCUCCAAUGGUGACAAAGGCAAACUGGAAGAAACCCAACCAUACCACAGAUUUAUUUGAAAUGAUUGAAAAGAUGCAGGGGAACAGGAUGGAUGAACAGAGAUGCACCUUUCCUCCCCCACUCAAGACUGAGGAGGACUACAUUCCAUACCCAAGUGUCCAUGAGGUGUUGGGCAGAAAAAGCCCCUUUCCUCUCAUCCUCCUGCCUCAGUUUGGGGGAUACUGGAUUGAAGGGACCAACCAUGAGCUGAGUGACGCCAUGGACACAGAGCAGCUGCAGCCACUGUCCCCAAACACCCGCACCAAGCUGGAAUGUAACACGACAGCCACACUCUACCGGAAACACUUCCUGGGCAAGGAACACUUUAAUUACUAUUCAGUGGACGGUGUCCUUGGACAUCUGGUGUUCUCCCUUAAGUACGAUGUUAUUGGUGACCAGGAACAUCUCCGGCUAAUGCUCAGGACCAAACUGAAAACCUACCAUGAUGUGAUCCCCAUUUCCUGUCUGACAGAGUUUCCCAAUGUGGUCCAAAUGGCCAAGCUUGUCUGUGAAGAGGUCAACGUGGACCGCUUUUUCCCUGUCCUUUAUCCAAAAGCUUCAAGACUUAUUGUCACCUUUGAUGAACAUGUGAUAAGCAACAAUUUCAAGUUUGGGGUCAUCUAUCAAAGGUUUGGGCAGACUUCAGAGGAAGAGCUGUUUGGCAACAGUGAAGAGAGUCCUGCCUUUGUAGAAUUCCUGGAGUUUUUAGGAGAGAAAAUUGGGCUGCACAACUUUAAAGGUUUCCGUGGAGGGUUAGACGUGACUCACGGGCAGACUGGCACAGAAUCUGUCUACUGCAACUACCGCAACAAAGAGGUCAUGUUCCAUGUGUCCACAAAGCUGCCUUACACGGAGGGGGACACCCAGCAGUUACAGAGAAAGAGGCACAUAGGGAACGAUAUCGUGGCCAUCUUAUUCCAAGAGGAAAACACUCCCUUUGUACCAGACAUGAUUGCCUCCAACUUUCUCCACGCCUACGUUGUGGUCCAAGUGGUCAACCCGUGCUCUGACAAUGUUCUCUACAAGGUGUCAGUUACCGCACGAGAUGAUGUACCUUUCUUUGGCCCAGCCCUCCCAAACCCCGCUGUCUUUAAAAAAGGCCCUGAAUUCCAUGAAUUCCUUUUUACUAAGCUCAUCAAUGCAGAGUAUGCCUGCUACAAAGCUGAGAAAUUUGCCAAAUUAGAGGAACGAACACGGUUGGCUUUGUUAGAGACCCUGUAUGAGGAGCUCCAUGUGAACAGCCAGGCCAUGAUGGGAAUUGGAGGAGAGGAUGACAAACUGGAAAAUGGGAGUGGAGGAGGAGGGGGCUUCUUUGAGUCCUUCAAGCGGGUGAUCCGCAGCAGGAGCCAGUCUAUGGAUGCCAUGGGUCUUACUUUCAAGAAACCACACACAGUCUCCACUAGCCUGAGCGGCAGCUUUAACCACAACCCCGCAGAGAGCCCCAAAUUCCCAGGGAUAGCAUAUGGUUCCCAUAUUUCAUUGCUUGUCCCAGGCAAAAGUCCCAGUAAAUAUGGACGUCGAGGCAGUGCCAUAGGGAUAGGAACAGUAGAAGAGUCUUUGAUAAUCCCGGGGAAAAGCCCGACCAGGAAAAAAUCUGGUCCUUUCAGCUCCAGGCGAAGCAGUGCCAUUGGCAUUGAAAACAUUCAGGAAGUCCAGGAGAAGAGUAGCAGUAGAGAGAACUCCCCAAAUACCCAGAAGACCCCUGACAGUGGUCACGUCUCUCAAGACCCCAAAUCUGACAACUCGUCCAAUCAGAGCUCCCCUGAAGUGCUCACAACCGCCAAGAACAGUUCUUAUCUCGGUGGCAGGGCCCCAUCUAUCCCUGAGGGUCAUGACCUCUCCCGCUCCUCCUCCAACGCUAGCAGCUUUGCCAGUGUGGUGGAGGAGAACGAGACAGAGGCCACAGAGGACUAUGACACAGGCAUGGAAAGCCUGUCGUCUGCCGGGACACCACACAAGCGGGACUCCUUCACCUACAGCACCUGGCUGGAGGACAGCACCAGCAACACCAGUACCACCAGUCGUGGGAACUCCCCAGGGCCCGGUAAACCUGACCGAGGAAAGGGGACAGACAUCCGUAUCAAACUGGAACGACCACAUGAUCAUCAGUCCUCCUCGAACUGUUAACUCCACACACCUGGUUGUAUCCUGGAUCUCCAUGUUCAGCAUUCCCAUAAGUCAAAAUCCUUCUGGGAAAUGAGACAAGUGCAUGCGUUCGCCAUGACCAGUAAUGAGAUGGAGAAAGAUGCGGAUGAUGACAGAGAAGAGAAAAGGCAGGUGGAGCCUGGCCAGCCUGCUACUCAGUUGAGGGACAGGGUGCGGAAAUCCAGAAACCCGGAGGACACUUGAAAGGAUGACGCACAAAGAGGGGCCAGCUAUUGCACAGUGUUGUCUCCUUAGACUCUUUUCUUUGCCUGUUCACACAUCUGUUGCCUAGUUGUAUGGUGUAUGUUUUUGGUUGUUUUUUUUUACCUGAUAUUUGUUUGAAAAGCACACAUUUUAUCUACAAAUGUAAUAGUUUUAUUUGUAAAAGAUAUUAAUUGGGUUUAGUUUGUCUUGUUAAAGACUAAGUGUUCUGGCUAUACAGGGUAAAGACAGUGUCACUGAUCUCUCUAUUGAGACUGUGAGAUGGACUUUUGCUGCAACAUAGAGAAGAUUGCCUGGAUGGUUUUACCAAAUCAACAAAGGUUUUGGCUCAAUAAAGAUCUCUAAUGUAUACAUAAUACCAAAUAUAUAAAAAAAAUAUAUCCAGCAUCAAGAUGAGUUUUUUUCUAACAAAGUAUCCAAUGCGUUAUAGAAUUGUUCUGUUUGAUGCCGUUAAAUGUGAUUAUUUUCUGGGUAAAAUCCAAAUAGAAGGACUGCAUAGCUGCAGCAUAACAAUUUUACUCUUUCCUCUACUACCCAAAUCUCAAUAAGAUUAGGUUUCAAAUUUAACACCACAAGUUAAGGUGAAGAUAGCUAUGUAUCGUAAAUAAAAUGAAAUGGUCUUAAAACUUAAACAUGCAAUGUCUUUGUUCCUCCAAAUGAUUUUACCUCACUUCUUUAACUCACAUGUUCAGCAGCCAAUAUGGGGACGGCAGUAUUAGAUUGAGAUUAAUAUAUUCAUAUAAUAAUAUAUUCAGAAUCCUUUUAAGGCAAAAUAGUAUCUUUAUAAAAUUCGUAGUGCAAUGCACCAAUGCUAUCUGUAUAGUCUGCUAAUACAGUAUGUGGAUGUAUCCAUCAAUGACUGAUUUAACUGCUUUGUCCGUCAUGUUUGCUGGUGUGGAGACCAGUCUCUACAUUAUGUUCUGAGUUGCUUUUUUCCCUCUAAUAUACGUUUUAAUUUAUUUUUUUGGUUUCUAUGGAAAUGACUUUUAUGGUGUACAUCUGUCGUACUGUACCUCUAUGGUGACUACCUUCAGCGUCCUGUCGUAUACUUAUUCUGUAUGUGUUGCUUUGGAGUAAAUUAUAAUGUUGUCAUCUAUAAAGCUCUGUGUAUUUUUGCGGUCAAAUCUCUUUCAGUGCGGUAAAUUUGCAAUGCAAUUAUAAUAAAAUAGUGAAUAUUUAUUUGCUAGUGAGUAAAUAACUGCAAAUACAACUACUGAUUUUGUAAAUAGAUAUUUAGUUGGAGUACACAGUGUAUAAUGUAUAGGCCAUUGAUUUAAGAUGGGAUUGACCAACACCUCGAAAUAACUGCCAAGUUAACACUUUAUUGUUGUUUUUUCUCAUACACUUACAUUUAAAUAUUAUUUUGAGAGAGUUUUGUAGAAAAAAAUAAUUUUAAAAGCUAUUCAGACUGUUCUGUAAAAGGGAAGAUCUCACAGUACAUCCUGCUGAUCAUUUCAGUUGCCUUAUCAUCACACACUGAUGGUCUAAGUAUAGAAUAGGGAAGCCAAUAGGUAAUAGUCAGCAGGAUUUACAAUGAAAUGAAUGUUUUGUUGUUGUUGUUUUUAUUG